UGAGGUUCCAAGGAAUAAAAAGAAGAAACCUUUGGAAUUGUCAACAAAAAUUUUCUGAGAAAAGUUUGUUUGCAUAUUUUCUCUCAUUUCCGUGGUUGUAAAUGAAAUUAGUAGUGUUUAAGUAGUUUAGUUAAUCAUGAUAAAGGCAAUUCUAGUGUUUAACAAUCAUGGAAAACCCAGACUGUCGAAAUUCUAUCAAUAUUUUAGCGAAGAUAUGCAGCAACAGAUUAUCAAGGAGACAUUCCAGCUGGUGUCAAAACGAGAUGACAAUGUGUGCAAUUUCCUGGAAGGUGGAAGCCUAAUUGGUGGAUCGGACUACAAAUUGAUCUAUAGGCACUAUGCUACUCUCUACUUUGUCUUCUGUGUGGAUUCGUCGGAGAGUGAGCUGGGGAUUCUCGAUUUAAUCCAGGUUUUCGUGGAGACUCUCGACAAAUGCUUCGAGAAUGUCUGUGAGCUAGAUCUGAUUUUCCAUGCUGAUGCCGUCCAUCACAUCCUGUCGGAACUGGUGAUGGGUGGAAUGGUGCUGCAGACAAAUAUGGCAGAUAUCCUGGCCAGAAUAGAGGAUCAAAAUAAACUGGUGAAGCAGGAGGCGGGAAUAUCAGCAGCCCCUGCCAGAGCCGUGAGUGCAGUGAAGAGCAUGAACAUUCCGCAGCAGAUAAAAGACAUGAAAUUGCCAGAUCUGCCUCAAGCGAUCAAAGAUCUGAAAUUCUGACCAAUUAGCUAUGAUCCUCAUCAUGCAAUGUACAUCCCCAUUGAAUGCACUCCCAUCUCCAGCGUGUCUCAAAUCGGUGAACUGUAUCAGAGUGACGUGGCCUCAAAUACGCCCCAAAUCCUCCACGAUAGAGUCCUACCCACGCCCUCCAGUGACUUCCGUGUCCUCAAAUCCCUGCGCAGUCUCGCCCUCAAUCCCUAUCGACUCAAUUUCACCACCCACGAGGUCCUGGGCGGCAUCAAUUCCCUGGAACCCGAGGGAUCCCUUGCGAAGGGAGACUCUACGCGAGAUUUCCUGCAAUAAACCCCAUCUGGCAUCCACAACACAAUAUCUAAUGAGACUACUGAUAUUUUAUUUUAUGUGGGAAUAUAUUUUUAGGGCCUCCGGAACUUCCGGACAGGAAGGUUCAGAAGGCAAUGCUGAAAGGAAAAAAAGAUAAUAAAUGUUCCGUACCAUUAA
Phlebotomus papatasi is the source of this 1171-nucleotide messenger RNA. It is a transcript of the gene or, whose product is annotated as AP-3 complex subunit sigma-2. Gene Ontology annotation, cellular component: AP-3 adaptor complex; intracellular membrane-bounded organelle; membrane coat. Lineage: Eukaryota; Metazoa; Arthropoda; Insecta; Diptera; Psychodidae. Gene Ontology annotation, biological process: intracellular protein transport; Golgi to vacuole transport. The record is from RefSeq and is a predicted model, not a curated record. The transcript is spliced from 3 exons. Bases 137 to 712 code for a protein of 191 amino acids.